Molecule: messenger RNA, 1449 nt
Organism: Penicillium cosmopolitanum
Lineage: Eukaryota; Fungi; Ascomycota; Eurotiomycetes; Eurotiales; Aspergillaceae
Exons: 2
Coding region: 1-1449 (482 amino acids)
Source: RefSeq, a predicted model, not a curated record
AUGAACCAACAAACAUCCUUUGGGGACGCAAAUUGCGGGUCUCAGGUUGCACAGAACCACGGCAGCGUCGCAGACCAGAAUCAUGGCAACAUCACCAAUCAUUUUCAUUCCGGCGCAGUGGAGUCAGAGUCAUUGUCUGAUACCUUAUGUCUUCGUUAUCUAUGCACAACAAAUCCUCGCGAUGGCAAGAAGCGGAUUGAAGAAACAAAGGGGGGUCUUCUCAAGGACUCAUAUCGUUGGAUCGUAGACAACGAAGACUACCAGUCAUGGCACGCAGACACCAGCGUCAAUCUCCUUUGGAUCAAGGGCGAUCCCGGAAAAGGAAAGACAAUGCUUACGUGCGGGAUAAUCGACGAACUAGAACGUGAUAUUGGUGACAAGGCAAACAUCUCAUUCUUCUUCUGUCAAGCUACCGACGAGCGUAUCAACAGUGCGAUUUCAGUACUUCGGGCCUUUAUUUAUCUGAUCACAGAGAAGCAGCCUUCGCUUCUCUCUCAUGUCAGGAAGCGCUAUGAUCAAGCGGGAAAGCAAUUAUUCGAAAAUAUGAAUACAUGGCAAAUAUGGCAAUCCCUCACUGGCAUUCUCUCGGAUAUUUUGGUAGAUCCAAGUUUACGCCGCACUUACUUUCUCAUCGACGCACUCGACGAGUAUCUCACGGAUAUGCCAAAAUUGCUCAAUUUUAUUUCCGGCUUAUCGCUUCCCGGCUCCUUAGCUAUCAACUGGAUUGUGUCUGGUCGAAAUUUACCGAUUAUCGAUGAACACCUCAACUGCGCAAAUGAGAAGAUCGGGCUCUCUCUAGAAUUGAACGAGAAAUCUGUUUCCGAAGCGCUUGCAUUUUACAUCGACGAGAAGAUCCAGCAACUGGCUAGGAAGGAGAUGUAUAGUUCGGAUACCCGUGAGGCUGUUUACCAGCAUCUCCGUGCGAAUGCACAUGGUACCUAUUUAUGGGUAGCUCUAGUCUACGAGAAGCUCCAGAAAGCAAGGUCUUGGAAAACGCUCAAACUGCUCACAUCUUUCCCACCAGGACUUGAGCCUCUAUAUAAGCAGAUGUUAGAUAGAGUGCAAGCUUCGGAAGACGCAGACAUUUUUAGCGAAGUCCUGGCGACCGUGUUCACUGUCUACCGACCGAUUGGUCUUGAAGAGUUAUUCACUUUGGUCGACCUGCCUCAUGAUGUUAACGUGGGAUGUUUACCAGAGCUGAUAAAGUCAUGUGGCUCAUUCCUAACGCUGCAUGGUGAUCGGAUAUUUUUUGUCCAUCAAUCUGCAAAGGACUUCUUAGUGGAUAGAGCUUCAAGUCUGAUUUUCCCAAGUGGAGCUGCAGCGCAGCAUUCCUUAUUCUGUCACACUUACUACCCAUUCUUUUCAGCACACUCCGACGUGACAUGCAUGGGUCCCGCCUCUCUUCUCCAAGAGACGAACUUGACCAAAAGGAAAUUUCUGAUUCAUUGA